This is a messenger RNA of Xenopus tropicalis (tropical clawed frog), 2463 nucleotides long. It is a transcript of the gene rap2a, whose product is annotated as RAP2A, member of RAS oncogene family. The transcript is spliced from 3 exons. Bases 243 to 722 code for a protein of 159 amino acids. The record is from RefSeq and is a predicted model, not a curated record. Gene Ontology annotation, molecular function: GTPase activity; G protein activity; GTP binding. Lineage: Eukaryota; Metazoa; Chordata; Amphibia; Anura; Pipidae. Gene Ontology annotation, biological process: Rap protein signal transduction; signal transduction. Gene Ontology annotation, cellular component: bounding membrane of organelle; recycling endosome membrane; cytoplasmic vesicle membrane.
CAUGACGAGCAAAGUGGGCGUAGAGCACUGGCAGAGCGGGGAGUGGGUAGUUAGAGGCCGACGCGAGUCACUGGGGGGCGAAUGAGCGAAUAACAGCCGCUCCGGGAGAGGGGAGCUCCGGGCACCGGGCCCACGUAGCCCGGCCUUUUUCCCAUGUCUCGUAAAGCCGCUGCAGAGGAGGGGCGGCGAGGACGGAGGGGGAGGCGGAGAAGCGGUGCGCUGUGAGGGAGCGGAGGGGGACGAUGCGGACAUUCAUCGAGAAGUACGACCCGACCAUUGAGGAUUUCUACCGCAAGGAGAUAGAGGUAGACUCGUCCCCCUCCGUGCUGGAGAUCCUGGACACGGCCGGUACCGAGCAGUUCGCCUCUAUGCGGGACUUGUACAUCAAGAACGGGCAGGGCUUCAUCCUAGUGUACAGCAUGGUGAACCAGCAGAGCUUCCAGGAUAUCAAGCCCAUGAGGGACCAGAUCAUCCGCGUCAAAAGAUAUGAAAAAGUGCCAGUAAUUUUGGUUGGCAACAAAGUUGAUCUAGAAAGCGAACGUGAGGUGUCAUCAAAUGAGGGUCGUGCAUUGGCAGAGGAUUGGGGAUGCCCUUUUAUGGAAACAUCUGCUAAGAGUAAAACAAUGGUGGAUGAGCUCUUUGCUGAAAUAGUGAGACAAAUGAACUAUGCAGCCCAACCAGAUAAGGAUGACCCGUGCUGUUCUGCGUGCAAUAUACAGUAGUGUUCAUUUAGAAGGAAUUAAUCCAGUUAGAUAUUUUUUCACAGCAAUGAUUUAAAAUAAACUUCAGUUUUUUAAAAAUAUGUGAAUCAUCCAAAGAAAAGCUUUGAGAAAAAAAAUCAUUGACUGUGUAAGAAACAAACAUUGCGUGGAUAAUGUGCAAAUAUUUUUUUUCUUUUUCUUAAAUUUAGGUUUGCAAAUUCAUAAGUUUAGCUAUUGUAUGAUCUAAAAUUUACAUUACAUGGCUUAUGUGUUAUGUGGCUCCCUGCCAUAUACAAUUUCUUCCUGAGUUACCUUGGGAUUUACAGUUUUGUAAAUACUUCCUAUAAGUAAACUUGCCAACGUUUGCUCUUACCCUACAAGCAGUGGAAGUGUUUUAAUUGCAAAUCCAGAAAAAGGUAAUUAAUACAAAAAAUCUACAGAAGAUCUGGGAUAGUCACCAAAAAAAAUAUGAGCCAAGUCUGGUGGUGCAAAGCUGUAUGCUUUUAUUUGCUGGAGUUUGUUUAUAUUAGUUUGGUUUUAGUUUAGGAGCUUUUAUUAUUGCCCCUAGUGAAGAAGACUUACGUCUUAAGAAACAAACACUUUAGUAUCUAGUGAAACACUGCUUUUGUGAUUGGAAAGGGUAUUUCACCAACUAUGAAUACCAUUUUUUGGGAAAAGAAGCCAUGUUGCACACAGUCCUCUUAUGAAAUUCCCGGAAAGGACAAACAUGCGUUUUGUGCGAGUGUACUAAAAAUACAAUUAUUCUACUGAAACAGUCUCUUCAGAGUUUUUCUUUUGAGUGUUUCCAUGAAACAUGAUUUUACUGGAAGCCCUUAAAAAUUUAAGAAUUGCAAUUUUUAUUGUUGAUGCACACGACCGUGAGGUAGAAUGUUCCUGGGUGCUAAAGCUAAACAUCAAGUAUAUAUCAUUUGCAUGGGCAAUGCUGCAAGUUUAUGCUUAAUGCUGUCUGAAACUGCAUUGUGUGGAGUUAUAUCUUAAAAGAGAAAUUCAGUUGUCCUUUCACUCUAAAGAGAUACUGACACCGGAAAUUAAAUAUUUUUUUUUACAUCUAUCAUAACAUUGUCUUUUCAUGCUGUUUGUAGUUUUGCCUUAAAUGUAUUUGCCUGAUUCUUUUACAUUACCUUUCUGAUCCCCCAUAUUUUUUUAUGACGGGGGCUGCCAUAUUUGUGCAGCAGGAGUCCGUUGGCAUUUGAAGCUAUAACUGACAGGUUGACAGUCAAGUUGGCAAAACUGUCAGGUUUAGGAACCUUAGGUAACAAUUACUUAAGAAAAGCAGCCCUAUCUGUGAAAAUUGAUUCCCAUGACCUAUGGGUAACUUUUAAUGUAAUUAAUAUUGUGAAGAGUGUUUUUUUUUGUGUCAGUAUCACUUUAAGGAAACGCAAAGCCCAUUUAAUACUACAUAUAAAAUAACCUAUUACUCAUACUUGUGAGAAUAGUUCUUUUUUAAUGUGAAUGAAAUGCUGUGUGAAUGUGCAGACAUAAGUAUCCUAACAAAUACCGUUUGGGGUGAUAUUUUAGGUGUUGACACAUCUUUGUAAAUAUGUGUUCUCUCUCAGAAAGUACUUGUACUGUUUAAUUUGCUUUCAAACUUAACAAAGCUCUACAUAAAAACAAAAUUUUUGAGACAGUGAUUUCUAAGGGAUGUGCAUUAAAGGUGCUAAAUUCCUGGUCAAAAUUGUUUAAAAAAUAUUUCUCUCUUUGCUUUAUUUGCAUUGCAUUAAAUAUGGAUUAUGCCUCAAAA